AUGGGCGACGGCCGCGGCGGAGGGUCAAACCGCCCCGCGUGGCUGCAGCAGUACGAGCUGGUGGGGAAGAUCGGCGAGGGCACCUACGGCCUCGUCUUCCUCGCGCGCCUCAAGCCAACGCAUCCCCAGGCUGCUGGCCGCCGCGGCUCCCCCAUCGCCAUCAAGAAGUUCAAGCAAUCCAAGGAGGGCGAUGGCGUCUCGCCUACCGCCAUCAGAGAGAUCAUGCUCCUGCGCGAGAUCAACCACGAAAAUGUCGUCAAGCUCGUCAACGUCCACAUCAACCACGCCGACAUGUCCCUCUAUCUCGCCUUCGAUUACGCCGAGCAUGACCUCUAUGAGGUUAUUCGGCAUCACAGAGAGAAGCUUAACCUCUCCAUUAACCAAUACACAGUUAAAUCCUUGCUCUGGCAACUGCUCAAUGGCCUCAACUAUCUCCAUAGUAACUGGAUUAUCCAUCGAGACCUCAAGCCUUCUAAUAUACUGGUCAUGGGAGAAGGAGAAGAACAUGGAAUUAUAAAGAUUGCUGAUUUUGGUCUGGCUAGGAUAUAUCAAGCUCCACUAAAACCACUAAGUGACAAUGGGGUUGUUGUAACUAUCUGGUAUCGUGCACCUGAGCUGUUACUUGGAGCUAAACACUACACAAGUGCUGUUGACAUGUGGGCAGUUGGUUGCAUUUUUGCCGAAUUGCUUACACUGAAACCACUGUUCCAAGGGGUUGAAGCAAAAGCUACUCCAAACCCUUUUCAACUCGAUCAACUAGACAAGAUUUUUAAGGUCUUAGGUCAUCCUACGGUCGAGAAGUGGCCUACCCUUGCAAAUCUUCCAUGCUGGCAAAAUGACCAGCAACACAUUCAGGGGCAUAAGUAUGAGAACACAGGUCUUCAUACUAUUGUUCACUUGCCGCAGAAGGGUCCUGCAUUUGACCUUCUCUCAAGAAUGCUCGAGUAUGACCCUCGAAAGCGUAUUACAGCUGCACAAGCUUUGGAGCAUGAGUACUUCCGGAUGGACCCGCUACCUGGACGAAAUGCACUUGUACCAUCUCAGCCAGGCGAGAAAAUUGUCACAUAUCCUGUUCGUCCAGUAGACACCUCAACAGAUUUUGAAGGAACAACAAGCCUUCAACCAACUCAACCGCCAUCAGGGAAUGGACCUCCAGGAGGCCAGCCUGUACCAAGACAAAUCCCAAGGCAAAUGCAACAGCCUAUGGGUGGUAUGCAAAGAAUGCCUCCUGGUGCAAACAUGGGUGCCUUUGGCGCAGCACCCCAAGCAGGCAUGGUUGGGAUGAAUCCCGGUAACAUUCCAAUGCAGAGAGGCGCAGGUGGCCAGUCUCAUCCACACCAGUUGAGAAGGAAGGCUGAUCAAGGGAUGGGGAUGCAGAACCCUGGGUACCCUCAGCAGAAGAGGCGCUUCUGA
Messenger RNA from Triticum turgidum subsp. durum (durum wheat), 1413 nucleotides. The record is from the annotation of a GenBank genome assembly. Lineage: Eukaryota; Viridiplantae; Streptophyta; Magnoliopsida; Poales; Poaceae.